This is a messenger RNA of Pyricularia grisea, 453 nucleotides long. RefSeq lists its product as uncharacterized. NCBI's taxonomy places the organism in Eukaryota, Fungi, Ascomycota, Sordariomycetes, Magnaporthales, Pyriculariaceae. Gene Ontology annotation, molecular function: metal ion binding. The transcript has a single exon. Bases 1 to 453 code for a protein of 150 amino acids. The record is from RefSeq and is a predicted model, not a curated record.
AUGAGCCCCUCCGGUCAGCCUACAGGAAACCAAGCCUCGUCCUCCUCGAGGGCUAGGACAGACAACAACCGCACGUCCCAGCAGGCACGGCCCACGACGAACUACCUUCCGGAUCUCGUAAACUGGGUUAAAAACUCCAAUGCACACCCCCUUCCCAGUGUAGAAUGUGCGAUUUGUGGAGAUCCCAUCGGUGUCACCUACCCCGACGGUGAAAGCGUCUAUUCGGAUGAGCCAAGCUCGGUCGCCGAUAAGAGGAAGCUGACUUUUGGCCAUCUGUACAGCUGCCAGCACAUUGUCUGCAGGACCUGUUCGGUCAGUUGGCUUAUCAACCGUCCACAAUCCAUGUGUCCCUAUUGUAGGGCUGAUGAUCCUCAACGGUCUUCCAUGCGUCUUCAGGCGACGGUAAACGACGCGUUCCGUCAAUAUAGAGGCCAAGUACGUUGCCAGAGGUAA